This is a messenger RNA of Anopheles aquasalis, 3125 nucleotides long. RefSeq names its product insulin-like growth factor-binding protein complex acid labile subunit. The record is from RefSeq and is a predicted model, not a curated record. Gene Ontology annotation, molecular function: protein binding. Lineage: Eukaryota; Metazoa; Arthropoda; Insecta; Diptera; Culicidae.
GCGUGUGCCUCGUAUCUCGAACGUUGUCGAUUAUCGUCGUCGUCGUCGUCGUUUGCGAAAUCUUAAAGCCGUUCUCGUGCGAAAGGUGCAUCAGGAACAGUUGUUCGGAGUUUGCGCGUGGAAAGUCGUGCAAACGGAGUUUUUGAAACGUCAACAAAACGUCGUUUUGUGAAGUGCAUCGAGAAGCCAUAAGAAAUAUCAUUAAAACUGGAUAAAUCGGUAGACCACACUGAAUACGAAAGCAUAUCUGUGGGUGAAAAAUACAGGAAAUUCAUUUCUAACGGACCAGAGUGCUUGGAUGUCGUGGAUGUUUAUGACGUGAACUGUUCAGCGUCGUCGGUUCUCUUAUCCACCAUUUGCUGUGCGCCGAGAAGGACCUUCUUUUCGGUGAAGAUACAGUGCGAGUUGACCCGGAAUACCCGGGAGAUAAGUUGCUGGAAGCGUCAGCGUAGAUAGACAUAUCAGAGCGAGCGAAUUCUUCAUCUAGAUAGUAACGCAUCACGUUAGUGCGAAGGUGUGCCAGUGUCAUCUGUGUGUUUGUUUUGUCCAGUCUUUUGUCUCUCUAAGUGUAAAGUGCCUUUUGUGGUGCCGUCAAGUCACAAGCCGGUCCGGGUACCGGUUUACUAAUAUUUGGAAUACCUAGACCUAGACUCCCACUCCCGGGUCUCUGUGUAUCGUGCCGUGUCGGUGGUUUGUGUCCAAAACAACCCGAAGCAAAGUGCCGUCUAAACCGUCUGCAUGCAGCCGUGGGUAGUGUUGUGACGUCACUCGCGGCAGUCGUAUCACCAAAGAAGAUGAAGUGUCACGCCGUGGGACUGUUGCUGCUGGCGGCGGUGGCCAGUGCCGUCUCGUACUGCCCAGCACGGUGCGUUUGCGACGAUGAAAAGCUGCACGUGACGUGCGGUGAAGGGGAGCUGGAUGUGUUGCCGAUCGCGCUCAACCCAUCGAUCGGCCGGCUAGUGAUCAAGUUCAAUCGCAUCAAGUCGAUCGAUUCGUCGAUUCAGUUCUACACCGAGCUGACGAUGCUCGACCUUAGCUACAACCAUCUGCUCAGCAUCCCGGAGCGUAUCUUCAUGUACCAGAAGAAGCUGCUGCAGCUCCAUCUGAACAACAACAAACUCGGUUCGAUCACAAACCGUACGUUCGGGGGACUGGACGAGCUGCGGGUGCUCAACCUGCGGGGCAAUUUCAUCGACGCCGUUGGCGUGGAAAUGUUUAAAGCGUUGCCAAAGCUGGAAGAGCUAAACCUGGGACAGAAUCGGAUUGCGACGCUCCAUGCGAGCGCCUUCGAAGGACUGGGCAAUCUGCGCGUCCUCUACCUGGACGAUAACUCGAUCAGUACCAUUCCAACGAUGUCGCUAACACCACUGAAGGGCCUUGCGGAACUGUUCCUCGGUACGAACGCACUGUUCAAGGUGUUGCCGGGUGCGUUCGAAGGGUUAACGCAGUUGCGCCGCCUCGACAUCCACGGAUCGAUGCUGGUGAACGUGACGGCCGAUACGUUCCGGGGGCUGGAGAACAUCCGUUCGCUCGACAUCUCCGACAACCAUCUGCUGAAGGUACCGACGGUGCAGCUCAGUAUUCUGAAGCGGCUCGAGGAGCUGACGAUCGGUCAGAACGAUUUCGAGGUCAUCCCGGAGGGUGCCUUCUUUGGGUUGUCCAACCUCAAGUCGAUCGACAUCUCCGGAGCGCUCAAUCUCCGCCAAGUCCAGUCCGGUGCGUUCUCAGCCAAUCCGAACCUGGAAUCGAUAACGAUCGCUUCGAACAAGGAGCUGCAGGAGCUGGACGAGGGUGCGUUCGCUGGGUUGCCGCACAUCCGGAAGGUUUCGCUGCGUGACAACAAAAUCGGAACGUUCCACGAGGAGCUGCUACCGUGGAAGCAUCUGGCCGAGUUCGAUCUGACGGAGAAUCCGCUCGUGUGCGAUUGUGAGGUGUUGUGGUUGCGGAAUCUACUGCAGCGGCAGGCUCCGGAGUCGCAAGAGGAUUCGCAGAUUGUUUGCGGUGGUCCAGAUCGGUUGCACGGUGAGUUGCUGCGGGAGCUGACGGCCGAUCUGCUCGGUUGUCAGCAUCUUCAGUCGAAGGAGCGCGCUAUCUUUGGGGCGAUUAUCGUUGCGUCGGCGGCUAGCUUAACGACGCUGGUGCUUAUUGUUUACCGGUUGCGGCAUCGCAUUCUUGAUACGCUGAGGCGUACCGGUUGGAGUGGAAGUAAUAAGCGGGCGACGUUGCAGGAAGAGAAAGACGUGGAAGUGCAGAAGUCACUCGGUGAGGUGGAGUAUCAUCAACCGCACUGCAAUAUCUACACCUACAACUACCACCAAGCGUACCGGAACUAUCAGCAUCCUUUCGGGGGGCAGUACACGCUGCCCUAUCCGCACUACCAGACGCAUCAGGUGGGAUCAGGACCACAGAGCCAUCAGACGUUGCAGCAUCAUCAUCAUCAACUGCAGCAACAGCAACAACAGCAGCAGCCUUCCGCUUCGAUCGUCUCAGUGACUGGGGCGGUCUAUGGUAGGCAGAAAGGUCCACCACCACCACCACCACCGCCACCACUACCACAGACACCGAAGGGUCCACUGAGUACCUCCUCGUCGACCACAUCCUCCAGCACCUCCUCGUCCGGACUGUCGGCGGUCUCGUGCGGUACGACCGCGUCCGGUGUGUCCGCACAAACGCAAUCCUCCGCUAUCUACUCACCACAGUACGCGCAUCAUAUAUACGAGGUGCCGAAGAAUGUUUCCGACACCUAAAGGACUUCGGCGGGCUCCCUUUGGCACCCUCAGCACAGGUCACAUAGACACUCCUUCACACAGUUAGCAAUCUACUAUUCUAAGCACUUUUAAGGUCAGACAUAAGGAGAAGCUGUCGAACUGCAAGAAAAAGUCGCGUUAGUUGUUUUAGGCGGAGGUAACUGCUGUAACAUAAAGGUAUCUUCGCUCCUCCACCCUCUCACAAGCACACUGCACCGUUGCAUUAGUAGAUAAGAAACGAAAAUCGAUCGGUAAACAAACAAACACACGAACCAAGCACUCACACCGACCCAGUCACCCGUCGUUGAGACCCUCGUUCCUCCUUCCAAUAACCCUUCAACCGACACAUUCACGACAUGAGUCAUAUCGAGAGAAGGG